Folsomia candida is the source of this 1414-nucleotide messenger RNA. RefSeq lists its product as uncharacterized. NCBI's taxonomy places the organism in Eukaryota, Metazoa, Arthropoda, Collembola, Entomobryomorpha, Isotomidae. Bases 486 to 1331 code for a protein of 281 amino acids. The record is from RefSeq and is a predicted model, not a curated record. The transcript has 5 exons.
GGAUGUACAUGAACUUGUAUGAAUACAAUUUUUAUAGCGCGGUGCCCCUAAAGUGUCAAAUGAUAUGGAAUAGUCAUCGACACCGAUCGACCUGACUGACAGUUUGGUGUUCAUAAAAUGGAGGAACUGUCACGAAGUCCUGUAAACGGUGCAAUGGUCAGAAUGCUUUAUUAUUUUCCUCGUAUUAUCAUAAAUGUACUUGUUUCCUUGUUUCAACGUUAGCACGGGUGUAUUGUAUUCAUAAUAUGAAUUUCAUAUACUCUUUAACAUAUUAUUAGUGGAGAGAAUUGCGUUGCUGUCUCGACCUGGGUUUAAAAUGGCAGUUAAUUUGGACCUUGGCAUUCAAUCUUCUUCCACGUGAAUAUGCACGAGUGUGUAAGAUCAUCGUCACAUUUUAUCUGGUAUGGCGUUCCAUCACAGCAUACGAGACAAUUUCUGGAGAUCCAAAUAAUUUUCCCAGUGCUGCCCAACGAUUCUCCGUUUCAAUGUUGUUACUACUUCUUGUCCUAAAUAUUUUGGGGUUUGUUCCAGUCCCUGAUGGGGUCGAUCACCGGCCACUUAAAGGAUUUCCUCUUGAGUCCGAUAUUACUUCAUUUUUCGUCCAUUUCAUGGUUUUCAUAUGUUUUCGCUGUCUGUGGAACUUUAUGAUACUGAUGACCGAGGGAUGGCUCGUUGCUCAAGAAAUGUUCAGAGUGGGAGAUCCUGUAGCCGUUUUGAAUAAAGCAGGCGUUUCAUACCUCAAGGCCAGAAAUAAAAUGACGGCAGCUCUUUCAACGGCGUACACCAUGCAUUUCAACUGGGCUUUAUUCAACGCUACUGACGCUUUCUGCCGCGAGGUGGACUGUAUUAUAAUUAUGGGAAUUAUUUCUUCCAUCAUCUAUAUUUUGCUGUCAAUAACCUCGAUAUUAAACUGGAGAGCGAUCUUCAUCUUUUACUGCGUGGGGACUUUGCAGUCCUUCAACUAUUUUCAUGUGGGCAAUGUCCUCUGCAAUACUCGAUUUCGGCUUGGAGUGAGGAUCCUGAUAAAUUUGAGUUUGCUGGCCAUAUUGCUCAAACUGAUGCCUACGAAACUUGAGAACGAUGGGAUGGUGGGGUUCACAGGCUUUAUUGCAAUGCGUUUAACUCAUUUGCUGCUAGUGGAAUGGAAGCGCCUGGAGCUCACAUGGUUAAGCACUUUCUCCUGGACUCCAGAAACGCAGAGCAAAUUAAGUCUCAUCCCUCUCGCGUUGUGUUUCAUUGUACUACGAAUUUUCAAAAACAUUAGGAAUUUUGUUCAAAGAAAAUGGACAAAUAUUAAGUCGAUCGUGGAUCAGCACACGGCGACGGCAUGAAUGUAAAUAAGAAGCCAUCUCGUCAUACAAAGAUGCAUAAUGUUUAAUGAAACUGAAAUAUAAACUUCAUAACACAAGUUAAA